AUGGACCACGAGACGAGGAACGGAACCGGCAGUAACGACAACGAGGAGUACACCAAUAUUUACUUCAUCGUCGGCGACCGCAGGGAGACGGCCACUUACAAGGCGAACCAGGUCACGGACAUGGAACUCAAGGAACUCUUUAGAAGCGCGGCAGAGGCUGGUCCUCUGGACAUCGUAAAGCUUCGCAAGGGAGACAAGCUCCUCAAUAUUUCAACUCAUCUACCGGCGAACACGCCCGAAACGCCUUAUGUUCUUCAGAUCGUCGGCGCUCAUCCCGCUUCUUCUGGGGUGAUCGAGGCGGAGGUACUUUGGGCUUUAGAGAGGCGCGUGGCGGCUUUAGAGCGGCAACUGCGAGAACAUCAAGAAGCUUUAUACGCCACACCCUCUCUCGCUCUACGAGAACUCAAACGCCAAGUGGACAGUUUCAAGAACAAAUUGGAGAACAAUGAUCAGCUGAGCUGGCUUAGUUUCUACAAGCUUCCGGAGCCCAUCUAUAUGGAAUCCUGCCGCAGAUUGCAGUAUCGUCGGAAGAGUGAUAGCAUGAAGCGGAAAGUUCGGGAGAAGUUCCUCAAUAUCUGUGACGUGACGGUUUCGUCGAACGUUCGCGAGUGGUUACGCUCGCCUGCCUUCGAUGCACGACAGUGGGAAGACGAGGAGCUGUUGCUGAUGCUGCAGACGAUGUUCAUUGAGCUCGACCUACCUCAAAAAUUCAGCAUUCCCUUACCGAUUCUGAGGAACUUCCUCUACGAAGUCUACAAUAAUUACAACGAGGUGCCAUUUCACAAUUUCAGGCAUUGCUUCUGCGUGGCGCAAAUGAUGUACGCGAUAGCCUGGGCAGUGGACCUUCCGUCGAAAAUUGGCGAUCUCGAGGUCCUCAUACUUAUUGUUUCCUGUAUCUGCCAUGAUCUUGAUCAUCCUGGCUACAAUAAUAUCUAUCAAAUAAACGCGCGGACCGAGCUGGCGUUACGUUACAACGAUAUCUCGCCCCUGGAGAAUCAUCAUUGCUCUGUGGCAUUCCGAGUCUUAGAGGCGCCCGAGUGCAACAUUCUCGCGUCAUUGGACAACUCUACGUACAGAAUAGUUCGCGAAGGCAUCAUAAGAUGCAUUCUGGCGACUGAUAUGGCCCGGCACAAUGAGAUUCUCGCCCAGUUCAUCGACAUUACUCCUGAAUUCGAUUAUACCAGCAAGGCGCACAUAAAUCUGUUGUCCAUGAUCUUGAUCAAGGUGGCUGAUAUAAGCAACGAGGCACGACCGAUGGAAGUCGCGGAACCGUGGCUAGACAGAUUGCUUCAAGAGUUCUUCAAGCAGAGCGACGCGGAGAAACUCGAGGGCCUUCCGGUCACGCCCUUCAUGGAUCGCGAUAAAGUGACCAAGCCGUCCUCCCAAGUUAGCUUCAUCGGCCUAGUUCUCCUUCCUCUCUUCGAAGCUCUCGGUGAACUACUACCCGAGUUGCAGGAUCUCAUAGUUCAACCGGUCAGGGAAGCUCUGGAGUAUUAUCGCAGACUGAACGAAGCAGCCAAAGAUGAGCGUCAUCAUCGGAGAAGCGUCGUGGAUAUCGGGGAGUCGGCUCCGUCUAACACGCCAAUCGCUACCGGUAGUUCUUCCACCGUUGUUAAGUCUACAUCGUCGCAUAGCAUGCGCUCAAAAAGGUCCGCCACGACAAUUCAUUCGCGUUCUCGUUCCACCGACGAUGAUAUCACAGAAAACUUGACGAUGGAGGAAGCGGAAAAUAUCGAGAGCUCUGAUCCGGAGACUGCCACGGAGGUAGAGAUCAGCGAAAAGACGCUCAAGUUCAAAAUCUCUACGGAGGGAACAUUGACUGGUCCGACCUCCGGUCGGAAGAGCUAUCCUGGCAGUCGGAAGGGCAGCCGGGAGAAGUCUUCGUUGGAUUAUCACAACCACGAUUUAGCCAAAGCUGUCCGUGACCACGAUUAUGAAAGGAGACGCAGUAGAGGCGAAAAUCUCGGUAGUGACUUGAGCUCUCCGGUGAGUGCGAGGUCUGCCGAGGGAACGCGGAUCCUUGAGGAGACGGAGAAGGAGACGAUUAUUUUAGAUGCCAAGAUUGAAAGCAAGACGCCUGAGGGAAACGGUAAUGUCGUCGCAGUGGAGGCCCGCUCGCAACCGAAGAAUAAUGUGAGGAAAAUUAGCAAUGUCAUAGAGAACGAUCACGAAAACAGACCAAGCCGCAGGGAUGCUCAUAGCAGUCGGGAGUCGGUCGGUGUGCGAUGUUGCUGCGACGACAAAACUGGGCCGAAUAACAAGUCUCUAUUUUCGCGACUGAGGAACUUUACGGAUCGUCUUAGCAUGAGCUUUGAUUCAAAGGAUUCGCCUAGUCCGAAACCGAAGCAUACUUCGAAGAUGCUCAAUAAGAGUAACUCGAUUAGUAGUGGUUCAGCUACGACUACCUCAUCGAGGUACAACAACUCAUUGUUUAUUUGCAAGCGCUGUAACUUGAUUAAGUCCUCAAUAAAGGAUGGCAACAAGACAGCCAUUGCAACCGUCGUGGAGUUAUCGCCGGUGGACAAACGGGCGAUGACUUUGCCAAAAGUUCGAAAGUCCACGGAUAGUAAGAAUAAGAGCUGGCGAACGGUAUUCGCUAAGGAGAAAAGGUCGUCCACUUCUUUGGAGGCUUUGCCAGCAGCCAGUUCCGGCUCCCGUUCGUUUUCCAAACACCGCAGAAACUUGUCAAAUCCCGAGGGCAAGUCGCAAAGCUUGAAGGAAACGAAAACUCGACAAACUCCGGACAUCGAGUUUCACGAGAUAGACGUUCGUUCGAAGAAUCAACAGCCUGAAAUUAUAGUCAAUCCAGACGAUACCUGCUGCGAUAUCGAAGAAGAUCUUGGCAAGAUAGAAAUCAGAAGAAGUUCGGCUAGUAUGGAGGAUAUAUCUAAAAUGGCGAAACAGGCAGCGGAGGCUGCUGUAUUAGGCGUGCUGGAUCCUAAAAAAGCGGAGGAGCGUCCUCACACCGGCAGUCUAGACUCAAUGCUCUGCAAAGAAGUGUCCAAAUCACGAAAGAAGCAUUCCGCAUUCUGUUCGCCCGCGACGACAAAAAAAUCGUCACCUGGACUAUUUUCGCGAUUUAAAUCUGGUAUGAGCAUCGAUAGCACUCGGAGCAAUAGCAACAGCGAUUCUUUGCACGAUCAUGGAUCGCAAAGCGGCUGGAUAUCCUCAUUGACAGCCAGCUUCCGACCGAAAAGACAUCCAAACGAAACGCCGUUGUCACCGCAUCCACCGAGGUCGCCCAGCAGAGAGGAGAUCAAGUGA
Cyphomyrmex costatus is the source of this 3264-nucleotide messenger RNA. RefSeq names its product phosphodiesterase 9 (gene Pde9). NCBI's taxonomy places the organism in Eukaryota, Metazoa, Arthropoda, Insecta, Hymenoptera, Formicidae. Gene Ontology annotation, biological process: signal transduction. The transcript is spliced from 8 exons. Bases 1 to 3264 code for a protein of 1087 amino acids. Gene Ontology annotation, molecular function: 3',5'-cyclic-nucleotide phosphodiesterase activity. The record is from RefSeq and is a predicted model, not a curated record.